This is a messenger RNA of Perkinsus marinus ATCC 50983, 1323 nucleotides long. RefSeq names its product tRNA pseudouridine synthase D, putative. Gene Ontology annotation, biological process: pseudouridine synthesis. The transcript has 10 exons. Gene Ontology annotation, molecular function: pseudouridine synthase activity; RNA binding. The record is from RefSeq and is a predicted model, not a curated record. Lineage: Eukaryota; Perkinsozoa; Perkinsida; Perkinsidae. The annotation marks the transcript as partial.
AUGGAGGGCGAGCGUGUACCUGAGGCGCGGGGUCCUCAGUUCGCGAAGUUUCUCCAUCAAGUUGGAGUGGAAGAGUUCAUCGAUCCCCUUCGCAUUGGUGGGGUCAUGAAGGCUCGGGUCGGGGAUUGGGUGGUUAGAGAGGUCGACAUGGACGGUAGGGUCGCGAAGAUGUCGGACGAAACGGCGCCGGAGUGGUGGGGUGAACUGGAGUGCUACCAUGAGCAGCAUACCAAUACAGCAAGGUCUCCACAAGCUGAUACCUAUCCUGUUGGGAAUAGCGGUGUUGAUUCUACAGAGCAGUAUCGACAGGCCUACGAGGAGGGGUAUUGGCUCGGCGAUAGGGCCGCAAAUUUCAUCGAAGAAUUUUGCGGAGCUGAAGCUUUGGGGAAGAUAGUGAAAUUCAUGAAAGCAACGCGGGAGGAAAUGGGAGGGCAUGAUGAUGGGGACUAUCGGCGGCGACUAUUCGAAUGGAAAUUCACUGGCGGGCCGGCGGACAUUGUUGUUGUGUAUAAAAUACGCGGUGCGAUAUCAGGCAUGUUGAAAGAGUCUCUCGCUGUGGUGCCGUUCAAGCUGCUCUCUGAUAAAGUCAUCUACUAUGCCGCUGUGAACGUCAGGAGGAAUGAGUUCCUCUUGAGCUGCAUGGAUCGGUCAGACGCUGCUCGAGUGCUUCGUUUCUUUGGUGCUGGGUACUCCUCGGAGACCUUACUGGUCCCUGUGAGGAACGCACAAGGCGAAAGAGGGCAGGUUGUAGAGAAAACAUUGCCAUUACAUUUUCCGGAUAUACGGGUUAGCGUCUAUGAAGAAGAGACAGAGUCAAAUGGCGCAGUGGUGGAAUUGAGCUGGGCGAGGAAGUACUCACCUGUUGGACUUUACAAGGGAAGCCGCUGGAGGUUCACUCUGAUGAAGGCUGGUUGGGACACCACUGCGAUACAGCGAGCUAUCGAGCGGGAACUUGAUCUCCCGAAGGAUAGCAUGCACUUUGCUGGGGUGAAAGACAAGUUUGGUGUUACGUACCACUUCGAGAGAACCGAGGUUGAAGGAGGGACGACGGAGUUAAGGCAUGGGAUGCUCUCUGGUAACUGCUUUCGACUGCGAAUUCGGGAUGUUGAGGGAGGCGCUGAUGAGAAGGUCCGUGCAUCGAAACUAGCCGAUACGGGUUUCAUCAAUUACUACGGUUUGCAGCGGUUCGGCGUCAACCCUCAUCACGAUGAAUCAAGGCAUAACAAUGUUGAUAUCGGGGCCGCACUGGUUUCGGGUGAUUACGAGAAAGCAGCGAAACUCAUACUUACCCCUGCUGGCUGCGAUAAAAGGAAAGUCGCCGAC